This is a messenger RNA of Calidris pugnax (ruff), 807 nucleotides long. It is a transcript of the gene TNNC2, whose product is annotated as troponin C type 2 (fast). The record is from RefSeq and is a predicted model, not a curated record. The transcript has 6 exons. Gene Ontology annotation, molecular function: enzyme regulator activity; calcium ion binding. The coding region runs from base 92 to 583 and encodes 163 amino acids. NCBI's taxonomy places the organism in Eukaryota, Metazoa, Chordata, Aves, Charadriiformes, Scolopacidae.
GCUACAAAUUGGGGUGCCAGGGUCUCCAGGGAGCUUCUGGGGGCUUCUGCUGCAGGAGGUGGUGACUCCCUAGGGGAGGGAAGCAGCAGAAAUGGCUUCAAUGACGGACCAGCAGGCUGAAGCCCGCGCCUUCCUCAGCGAGGAGAUGAUUGCGGAGUUCAAGGCCGCCUUCGACAUGUUUGAUGCGGACGGUGGCGGGGACAUCAGCACCAAGGAGUUGGGGACGGUGAUGAGGAUGCUGGGCCAGAACCCCACCAAAGAGGAGUUGGAUGCCAUCAUAGAGGAGGUGGACGAGGAUGGCAGCGGUACCAUCGACUUUGAGGAGUUCUUGGUCAUGAUGGUGCGCCAGAUGAAAGAGGAUGCCAAGGGCAAGUCUGAGGAGGAGUUGGCCAACUGCUUCCGCAUCUUCGACCGGAACGCGGAUGGGUUCAUCGACAUCGAGGAGCUGGGGGAGAUCCUGAGGGCUACCGGGGAGCCUGUCACAGAUGAGGACAUAGAGGACAUGAUGAAGGACUCGGACAAGAACAAUGAUGGCCGCAUUGACUUUGAUGAGUUCCUGAAGAUGAUGGAGGGUGUGCAGUAAGGGACCAGACAUUCCUCGGGCCGGCCGCUGCGCCCAGCCCUGCUCCACCGCUGCCCAGGGAGCAGCAGCUCCGCAGCGCCCGGUCCCCGGCCACCCGUGCGGGCUGGGACCCCCCUGCCCUGCGCAGGGGCACCCAUCUCACCCCGCUGCCGGCGGCCGAGCCUUUCCUCCCGUCUGUUGCGUGUGGUUUCGGUCUGAGCCUCAAUAAAAGGGGAAAGGCUUGA